Messenger RNA from Anneissia japonica, 546 nucleotides. RefSeq names its product hyalin-like. The annotation marks the transcript as partial. The transcript has 2 exons. Lineage: Eukaryota; Metazoa; Echinodermata; Crinoidea; Comatulida; Comatulidae. The record is from RefSeq and is a predicted model, not a curated record.
AUCAAGAAAAGCCUGAGAUUGUAGAUUGUCCAAUGGAUAUAACAGUUAACACAACAAAUAGGGAACCAGUGGCUGUCAAUGUCACAUGGACAGAGCCAACAGCUACUGAUAACUCUGGAGAGACACCAGAACCAGAGUCUGACUACACCUCUGGUGACAAUAUGUUUGUGAUUGGUGACACAACAGUGCAGUACAAUGCAACAGAUUCAAGUGGUAACUUCAAUGAUCGCUGCAGGUUUACUGUCACUGUUGAAGACAAUGAGCCUCCAGGUAUAACUUGUCCUACAAAUGUCACUUCGAACAACUACAUUGAUGAAUCGUUUGGUAUAGUACAAGUGAGCACAGAUGAAGGAAGUCCAAAUGCCGCUGUCACCUGGGAUCAGCCUGUCACAAGUGACAAUAGUAAUGAAAAUGUGACGGUAGUAUCGUCACCAUACCAAUCAGGUGAUAUGAUACCAGUCGGAAACUCUGUUAUUGAGAUUUUCUUUACGGCAACUGAUUCUUAUGGUAAUGCUGAUACGUGUGUAUUUCAUAUCCAAGUCCGAG